UCAGUCACUGGGGCAAUGGGACUGCAGUGUUCUCGCGCAUGAUAAUAACAGUGAAGCUCUAUUUUUCUAUGUUAGGAAUAUUUAUUUUGAGGUGUUUGUUAAGUAUGACUUACAGGAGUGGAGAGAUGGACUGGCGGUGGAUAGUUUUCACACUGUUUUUGAACUUCCAGUUCACUUACGGGUCUCCCUCUUAUGAUUUGUUCCAAGGGGCUGCAUACACUGGACUGGUACACAGACACAGAAACAGGAACUGGUGUGCCUAUGUGGUGCGCAAGAACGUGAGCUGCGCCGUGCAGGGGAGUGUAGAAAGCUUCCAGGAGCCCGUAGUGGCCCCCUGCCCAGCCUACCAGACCGACUGCCAGCAACAAGUGACAUACCAAAAUCGGUUUCGACCUACGUACAAGAUUGCCUUCAAAACAGUCACAGAAUUGGAGUGGAGAUGCUGUCCUGGUUACCAAGGUCUGGACUGUAAAGAUUUAAAACCACCCCCAAACCGACAAACACUUCAGGGAACACAGCCCUACUUCCCACCAAAUCCUGGAUAUACAUCCAGACACACACAGAGGCCAGAGCGGAGAGAGACAGGGCACCAUGAGACGAGGCAUGGUGGGGCAGAUAAGGUGCAUCUUCUGGAAGGUGAAGUUCAGCGCUUGUCUCAGACAGUCCUGGAUCUCCAGUCCGCUUUGACAGGGUUAACCACCAACCUCCGCACAGACCUGCAGGAAGACACAAAGAAGAUACUGGUGACGCUUCUCAACAACAUGCGCCCGCCAGACAGUGCUGCAGCUGCAGGCACAGAGGAGAGCCCGGCAGUGCUGGAUGGUCAUCAGGCCACUAGAGGUGGGAUUGUAGGAGACAAUGCUAUAGAAAAAAUAGUGACCCGGUUGGAUGAUAUCAACAAUGAACUGAAAAGCAAGGAUGAAGCUUUGGAGGACCUAAGAGGCACCAUGACAAGUCACGAGGGGCAGAUCCGCGUCCUGAUGGAAGCCUCCCAAUCUCAGACUCCAGCCAUAGCAGAAUUUGAUGUUAUACAGACCUAUGUUGAUGGGAAAUUUGAGAAGCUGAAGAAAGAAUUAGACCAGAAUGUGGAGGAACAGAUGGCCAGGCUGCAAAGCUCAUGCAAUGACAAGAUCAAGCCCUGUGAAGACAGCCGGGAUCAAGGUUUGGUCAGCCUGACCAAGCUGGUGGAUGACAAGGAGGCUAAUCUGAGAAAGGAGAUCCGGGCACUUCGUCUGGACAUGGCUGCUGCAGAUGGACCUAUACGAACUCAAAGGCAGACUGAUCCGUCCAAAGCGGAAGAGGAUCGUAGUGACCACAAAGACCUGUGGCGUGAGAUUGACCGUAUUGCAGAGGCUCACCGCAUCCUGAAUGUUCGCAUUGACAACGAGCUGGCGCACCUGUCUGCUCCUCAGGAAGACAAUGAUUUCAGCCUAAUGAUUGAAGAGAUGGAGGCACGCAUUAAUAUCACGGAGCAAAAUGCAGAGACUCACUGUUUCUAUAUCGAAGAGAAGCUGACCCGUACGAUUUCAGACGAAGUGGCGGCACUACGGCAGCUUCUGGAGGAGCGCCUGAACGGCAUGGAGGACCAGUUCACGAACAUGCUGGUGGAAAUGAGCAACACCUCCUUCCCUGGGAUGUUUGGUGACUCCGUGGACGCCCUCCAGUCAGAAGUCAACAACAAUAAGUUCCUCCUCCAAGGUUUGGAUGAUAAGGUCAAUGCUGUUGGAGAGUUGUGCUCUGCAGGAUGUUCAGGCUCGGGAAUUAGUGUAGGUGCAGUGAGUUCGUCGACCACACCUAAAGGUCUGGUAAACAUUUUAACAGACCUGAGUCGGUAUAGGAAUGAUUUGGACGUUCUUCACACAGAUGUCAAUUCCAACACAGACAAGCUCAGGCAACUAGAAGAUCAUGUUGGAAGGCAGUCAGUGACAAAUGAAAGACGUGUCAAGACGAUGGAGGACUUCCAGAAGGGAUUGAUUAAUCUCGAAGACAAUGUCCUUGGUCUGGCUGGUGCUGUCACCGGGUUAAGUGAUUCCUUAAGCAAAUACAACCAGGAUAUGCACAAAAUAAACUCGACAUGCUGCCAUGCAGAGCAAAGUGGCAGUGGGAGUCCAGCACGGGACAACUGGGAAUCAGCCAUUGCAGAACCCAGUAGACAUGCAGACGACACCAGACAUCUGGUGGAGGAGCUGAAGAACAGGCUUGAUACAUUCAGUAGGCAGGUGUCAUCUGAACUGAGUCAAUGUAAACAGAACACACAGGGUGUUUCUGAUGGCAUUUCUGCUGUGGAUGGACGUGUGACUAGACUUGAAAAGGUGUGUGGAAGACUAGAUGGGGAGUCUGCCAACAUCAGAGAGCUGGAGAGACAUGUUGGUAGUCUGCGGGACUGCGUGAACAGGAUGAACAACACCUGUGGAAAUCAUGGAGCAGACAUCAUCGCACUGCAGAACUCCUUGCAGAGGCUCCAGGCACAGCUGUCUGGGAUGGCCAAACAUGUUUUGAAAGACAUCGCCGCCAAAGAGCCAGGAAUGACCUUAAGACCAGAGAAUCCCGCUUCUUUGCCAGAUUCGACCAGAACCAGAAUCCAACAAAUCCACAUCCCUCUCAUCAUCCCGCCCAGGCAGCCGCACAACCCCAGCCAACCACUGCAGCCCAUCAUGCACACGAUUAAGAUCAGUCCGCCAAGCCAGCCGUCCAGCCCCCGGCAGCCCGGCAGCCACCCCACCAUCCCCCUGGUUCCCAGAAGGCCGGUGGUGGAGACGGGCGAGGCAGGACCUCCAGGGUACAGCCGCAGGGUGACUGUGCGGAGAGGCUCUGAAGACUCGUCCAACAUGCCUCUCAAAGGAUUUGCUGGAGCACCAGGCUAUCCUCCUCUGCAGCCUGCGUCUUUCAGGCAUCAGGCAACCAGCCGCCAAGUUCCCAUGGCAGCGAAGAUGCCCUGGAACCCGUUGUAUCCCGCUCCCGUUGAAUCACCAGUUUCAGCCGCCAACAGCGCGUUCGAAGAUCCCUUCUCCUUCUCUGCUGGCCUCACACAGCAGCCGCUCUCUGGAGACUUCGGCUUCAUCCGCUUCAACAGAGUUCUAGUCAAUGAUGGGGGACACUAUAAUCCUCACACAGGGAUCUUCACUGUACCUCUGGAUGGCCGAUACCUGAUUUCAGGACUGCUGACUGCACAGCAGGGAGACCAUGUGGAGGCCGUGCUGUCCGUGUCUAACCGUAGCGUCCAGCGGCUGCAGAGCUCAGCGGGGCCUGUGGCUGGUCAACACGGGGGCUCAGCUGCUGGUGACUGUGGCUGCGGAGGCUCGGUGUCCUUCAGUCUGAUCCUGCCCCUGAGGAAAGGAGACCACGUGGGCGUGGUGAGGACCGGAGGCCAGCUGGCCACCACCAGGGCCAGGGAGAUCCUCUCCACCUACAGCGCCAUCUUCCUGUACGCACCGCAGGCCAAAAGAUAACAGCAGAAACAGAAAGGACUAGUAUGUUCCCUAAAAAAAAAAAAUGAAAUGGACUGGAGGAAAUGUUGGCAUGAACCAUAGUUUUCACUGAUUUGCUGUGAUUUACCUCGCAGAGCCACUGUGUGAAGAUCCUCACUUAUAAAUUCAGUUAAGAAGUCAUUACAGGAAGCAGGAUUUGUUUCUAAUAUAUUUGAUUAUCAAGUUGCCUUUUGUACCUAUUGUGAAUGUCUUGUGUAAAUAAGUGUUUAUAAAUUAACAUACAAAUGAAUAAAAUGUUAUUUUAACAAAA
Messenger RNA from Cottoperca gobio, 3738 nucleotides. It is a transcript of the gene emilin2a, whose product is annotated as elastin microfibril interfacer 2a. NCBI's taxonomy places the organism in Eukaryota, Metazoa, Chordata, Actinopteri, Perciformes, Bovichtidae. The record is from RefSeq and is a predicted model, not a curated record. Gene Ontology annotation, molecular function: protein binding.